AUGCUCGCAAUGCACAUCACAGACGCGAAUUACGGGAUGGGAUACCAGACCAAAGAACUACCCAUUGCCAACAGCAUCUUCCUAGCUAAGCUGCUCAUAGCUUACCAAGCUGUGUACUACGCCGCCGUCUCCAGCGUCAAGCUAUCCUACCUCUUGUUCUACCUACGCUUUUUCACACUAAAGGAACAUCGUAUCUGGGUGUGGAUAUGCAUGGGCUUGGUCGUUGCGUACUGGCUCGGUAGCAUGCUUGCGACUUUUCUUUUGUGCACGCCUCUCGAGGCGAACUGGAACCCUCUCUUGUCCAAAAAGUACUGCCCGGAUCACAAACACAGCACGGCAUUCGUUGCGACUGGCAUCUUCAACAUGAUAACCGAUCUGAUCAUCAUCCUGUUGCCUAUACCAUUCAUCCGAAAACUACAAAUGACUCGAGGUGCCAAGAUCGGCUUGGUGGCGAUCUUUGCAAUAGGUCUACUGUACGAGACUCUUGGAGCUGCUUGUCUAGUUCAUGUCAGCUGA
This is a messenger RNA of Alternaria triticimaculans, 516 nucleotides long. RefSeq lists its product as uncharacterized. NCBI's taxonomy places the organism in Eukaryota, Fungi, Ascomycota, Dothideomycetes, Pleosporales, Pleosporaceae. Bases 1 to 516 code for a protein of 171 amino acids. The record is from RefSeq and is a predicted model, not a curated record. The transcript has a single exon.